Fusarium sp. VM40 is the source of this 2127-nucleotide messenger RNA. NCBI's taxonomy places the organism in Eukaryota, Fungi, Ascomycota, Sordariomycetes, Hypocreales, Nectriaceae. The record is from the annotation of a GenBank genome assembly.
AUGCAGCGAGAACAGACCAUUUCUAGUCGUCAUAAGCGGGUGUCCAACGCCUGCCAGCGAUGCCGCAAGCACAAGAUCAAAUGCUCGGGUACUCAACCCUGCAGAACCUGCACCCACAGAGGCAGUGCUUGCAAUUUUGUCUCCGACGACAGGAAUAUCCUUGUAUCGGAAAGGUCUCUUGCCAAUAUCCGCAAAAGGCUCGAGAACUUUGAGAGAAACUACAGGCAAUCUGUUUCACCGCCAAAGGAUUCCCCUGAAUUACCUGGCUCUAUAUCCACGCCGGAACAGCCUAACGAACAGACUAAUCCACCGCCCCUCUCCGAGCCAAGAGGGUCUCUCCCAUCACCUGACAAAGACCAAAGCCGAAAUCAGAGCCAAGACCAGGUGGCUCUGCAGCCUUCGGCGGUAAGGCCUCGAGAUGAUGAAGUCGCGAACCAGACGGUGUCACCUCCAGGCGAUGGCAGCACUGACGAUGCCGACGUCUCGAACCUCCUCGUGCCUGAGCAGCCGAGCUAUAUGUCCGACUACUCGGGCAGGCUGAGGUUUCUUGGACACUCUUCGACCUGGUCCUUUAGUCACCAGGUCCUGCAGAUGGCCUCACAAGGCACAGGGCUUUCCUGUUCCCCAACUGCUUCAAUGCAGAGGCACGUAGAUGGUCAAACCUACAGCAUCGACUCACACCGCCGGGUGGACCUCGGCACCAUCGAGACGACUGGUCUUCCUUCCCUAGAACUCGCUGUUUACUACCUCCAGAGCACCAAGUUCCGGACUUACCCUUUCUUCCAUCUGUUUGAAGAGACUGACUUCAUGCAAAACCUCCACCUCUUCUACCGCAAUCCCCAGGAAUAUGCCAGGACGCACAGCCUAUGGUACGUGCACUAUCUAUUCAUCAUGGGAUUUGGAAAAUCCUUCAUGAGGCAGCAAGCAACCGUUGGACCCGCGGGCUCGGACCUUUUCACGCGUGCAAUGGCACAGAUGCCGGAUGUCACAUAUCUCUGUCGUGAUCCUGUCAAGGCUACCGAGAUAUUUUGCUGUGUUGCACUUUACCUUCACUGUAUCGAUCAUCGGGUUGCUGCGCACUCUUAUAUCGGCCAGGCUGUGAGAAUGGCUCAGUCGCAUGGCCUUCAUACCAACUUGCAGUCUUCCUCAGUUGGCAAUCGACUUGCCCAGCAUGGUGACCGCCUUUGGUGGACCGUCUACACUCUCGACCAGAAGCUGUCAUCAUUGAUGGGCAUGCCAAGCGGCAUCGUUGAUGACCACAUCAGUGCCCCGUUGCCACAGAUAUCUGAAAAUGAUAUCCAUAUAUCGGCACUUGCGAUUCAUAUCAGGAUUUCACAACUCCUGGGUUCUAUUGCUAUCACUGUUUAUGGGUCAAAAGCAACUGUCAAAGAAUCGUUUUUGUCGACCGUACGCAAAGUACUGAAAGGCAUCGCGGACUUAAGUGAAGACCUAGCCGCCGUUGCAUCACGAUCGUUUGGUGAAAUCUCUCGUGUGUCAGCCCACCUCGAUCUGCAGUAUAAUCAGUGCAUUGUCCUUACUGUUAGACCGCUUUUGUUUCAUCUGUAUAAGCAAAAGGUUGAAGCCUUGGGUGUGAAUGGGGAAUUCAACAUGCAUCCGUCUAUUAUGGAACUGAUUGAGGUCUUGACAAGUUCCACCGUCCGGGUGGCAAACAUACUGUCACAAUUGAAGAAACAUGGACUCUUAGACAUUCUCCUCCCCUUUGACCUCGAAGCAGCCUAUUCGGCUGCUUUCGUCUUGGUCAUGGCCUCCGAAGUAGGAGCCAAGCAUUCCAUGCAUGAGGUAUCUCUCGCAGCCUUAUUUGAGGUGUUUGACAACAUGAUCAUGGCAGGGAAUCUCUUGGCCAGCUCACGAAAAGCCGAGGUAGAAGAGUUGGCUUACUCGUUACGAAAGCAGUUCCAUCCUGGUUUCAACACAGAUGAUAGUGCAUCGGGAGCUGUCAUGUCUGACCAGCCUUGUGAUGCAACAUUUGCAAGCCAAUUUGGCUUACCUAGCGCCGGUGGGACCUUUUUUGAUGAAUGGAUCCCUGAGAAUUCGUACCCAAACUCUCAGCUCAUAGGCCUGGCCGAUUCGCUCACCAUGGACGAACUUCAUGAGCUAUGGGUAUAG